This is a messenger RNA of Etheostoma cragini (Arkansas darter), 2974 nucleotides long. It is a transcript of the gene stub1, whose product is annotated as STIP1 homology and U-Box containing protein 1. Gene Ontology annotation, biological process: positive regulation of proteolysis; cellular response to misfolded protein; protein quality control for misfolded or incompletely synthesized proteins. The record is from RefSeq and is a predicted model, not a curated record. The coding region runs from base 387 to 1241 and encodes 284 amino acids. NCBI's taxonomy places the organism in Eukaryota, Metazoa, Chordata, Actinopteri, Perciformes, Percidae. The transcript is spliced from 8 exons. Gene Ontology annotation, molecular function: ubiquitin protein ligase activity; protein-folding chaperone binding. Gene Ontology annotation, cellular component: cytoplasm; Z disc.
UUCCGUCUACGUCGCGUAAGCGUUUGACGUCAGCAUAACAACAACCUGUCAUGACAGCUCGUAUGGGGAAAAAAUAUCGUUUAAGAUAUCAAAUCAUAUAAUAUCUGUUUCACCUGGAUGUAAGAUUAUUUAUAUAAGGUAAAGAGUGGCUAACUAAACCUUAACUUGCAUGGAAGUAGCAGACAUAGAUGCCAAUAGGCUGUGUAGCGUUAGCAGACAAGCAAACCUAGCACUAGCUAAUUUCUGUUUUCUGAGGUUGCUUAACGCUGUUCAGUUUGUGAAAUUCAGGAAGGACAGGGCAUUCUUGGACCUGUCAGCCAGCCGAAGAGACGGGGAACAGGAUAGGGAAGCAGGGCGAGGCGGGCCCCGCAGAGCCGGUGGAGAAGAUGGCCGGCAGCCCAGAGAAGAGUUCCACCGCGCAGGAGCUGAAGGAGCAGGGGAACCGACUGUUCCUCUGCCGCAAGUACCAGGAGGCUGCCACAUGUUACAGUAAAGCCAUUAACCGUAAUCCAUCGGUGGCAGUGUACUACACCAACAGGGCUCUCUGCCAUGUGAAGCUGCAGCAGCAUGACAAGGCUCUGGCAGAUUGUAAGCAUGCGCUUGAGCUGGACAGCCAGUCAGUCAAGGCCCACUUCUUCCUGGGCCAGUGUCACCUGGAGCUGGAGAACUAUGAUGAGGCCAUCGGCAACCUGCAAAAAGCUUUUAAUCUGGCCAAAGAACAGAGGCUGAACUUUGGAGAUGACAUCCCUAGUGCCUUGCGCAUUGCAAAAAAGAAACGUUGGAAUAGCAUUGAGGACAAGCGCAUCAACCAGGAGAACGAGUUGCAUGCCUAUCUGACUAAACUCAUACUUGCUGAGAAGGAAAGAGAACUUGAAGAAUACAAAGAGAAACAGGACGACAAUCAAAAUGGAGGCGACGCUGCCAAGAUUUCAUCAAAACAUGACAAGUUUCUCAUGGACAUGGAUGAGCUCUUUUCUCAAGUGGAUGAGAAAAGAAAAAAGCGGGAGAUCCCAGAUUACUUGUGUGGGAAGAUCAGUUUUGAGCUGAUGAGGGAGCCCUGCAUCACACCCAGUGGGAUCACCUAUGAUCGCAAGGACAUUGAAGAGCACCUACAGCGAGUGGGUCAUUUUGACCCAGUCACAAGGAGUCCCCUGACCCAGGACCAGCUGAUCCCCAACCUGGCUAUGAAGGAAGUGAUUGAUGCCUUUAUCCAGGAGAACGGCUGGGUGGAGGACUACUAAAGGGCCCCGCACCUCCUCCUAUCUCUCCAUCAUACCCCAGUGCUCAACACAAAACCUGGAUUACACUAAACUGUAGAGAACAGAUCACCCCCUUCCUGGAAAUGUACUUUACACAAGCAGGAAAAGCCACACUAUGGACUACCACAUGGGAGCCAUGUAUUUCGGUCUGCCUCUCCCUCCCCACAUUUUAUCUUUGCUGUAAAAGUCCCCGCUCCUACCUUCUGAGGCUCGAUGUUCAUGGCCUGCUGCUCCCUUUAAAACCCCUUUUUAUUCUGCUCUUUCUAUCCUUUCUCCUUACUUCCUCUUCUGUCAUGUUGUAUCUAGUGUCUCAAACCCGACUCCCUUCUUCACCGAAAAUAAGGGGCCACGUUCUCAGGUCUCUCUUGCUCACUCCCUACUCUGCCUCUCUCUUUCUCUGAGUGCCAGAAUCCUUGGAACGCAUCAGCAUUGCACUCCAGUGUUUCACAAAACCACCAAUAAAAAAAAAAAAAAAAUUACAAAUGGUGGUUGAUUACAUUAGAUUGGCCUUUUAUUUAGCAUUGACUCUAGUAUUUCUUAAUUAUUUAUUUCGUUAAACAUUGGAGCGUUUGUCCACUUCUUAAUGUACUUGCUAUUUGCUGAAGUGGUACGUAAAAUGCCAAAAACAUGUUCUCAACGAUGACUAGUUUGUAUGCAAGUUUUACAUGAUUGUAAUAUUUGAUAAUUGAUAAAUAGUUUUAGGUAAUCAAGUUCCGUCUCCACCGCCAGGUGGCGCUCCAACCAUACCCACCCAUUUCACCAUAGUGUAAGAUUUUGAGUAGAUUUUUAGGUUUUUUUUUGUUUGUUUUCUUUGCAUAUCAAUCGCACCCAAUUACAGACAAUUUAAAUGUAUACUUAAUCAAUUUUUAGGUUGAGGCUUAACCUACAGUAAUUCAAAAAAGGAUUUUUAUCAGGACAUUACAGAGUUUUCAAGAGAAGCAAGGCCUUCAACUGGAUGCAGAAAACAAAUUGAAAACCACUUCAUACAUAAAAGGUUUUCACAUUGCUGGAUAUUAAUUGAAAAUGUUUGAGUGUUGAUUGAUCACAAUAGCUGUUUGCGGUUGAUGUUAACUUGCUUUGGAGAAUGGUCUGUGUCGUUCAUAGAAACACAAAAAUGUGCUUGGACGUUGUGUUAUGCUUGUGCUGUUGGCCUGCAAUCAUCAUCAAGCAUGAAAUGCAUUUUCUUUUUCUUUUCAAAGGUAAGAGGAUGGUUUUCAUUGUUCAUUUUACACACCUUCUCCUUAGUGUCACAGUUAUGAAGAAAAUGGCUGCAACAGCUUAUGUAAACCAAUCAUCAGUGUGAAACUAAGUUUUUGUUGCAGGCCUUUGGGGAUCGCUAGCAUCACUGUACCAACCUCCUCCAUGUUAGAAAUGCUGGAAGAAAUCCAUCUUUUCUCAUCAAUACCUCAGUCUAAAUCUUUUGCGUGCUGGGUCACAUGCACACUGUAAGCACACAUUUUCAUUUCAGUGCUAUUAGUUUACCUUUCUUUUAGCCGAAUGUGCGUCUGUGGUGAGUUAAGCCUGUUGGCGGUCGUGGUGCAGGCAGUGUAAAUAAUUUGCUUGUGUAUCUCAGAUUUAAUUUCUUCACAAAAUAGGGUUGCUUUUUUUUCUUGAGAAAUCCUAGUGCUUGAGAAAAUGUAUUAAAUGUAGAUAUGUUGAUAACAUAAAUGCCUGGUUCAGAUUUUGUUUGUCCCCAUUAAACAGUGAACUUUGAA